Molecule: messenger RNA, 262 nt
Organism: Pelobates cultripes (western spadefoot toad)
Lineage: Eukaryota; Metazoa; Chordata; Amphibia; Anura; Pelobatidae
Source: the annotation of a GenBank genome assembly
AUGAGGAAAGGUGUCACAGGACAUCCCAUGAUUGCAAUUAUUGCUACUAAUGAGGGGAAGCGAGCUCUCCCAGAGAUUCCAUUCAGAGGUUCUUGUUACUAUUGCAACAAAAUCGGUCAUAGACAAAAAGAAUGUAGAAAGGCAAAGAUAAACCAAAGGGUGGCUGAUGGAUGGCAUGCCUAUCCCUCUGGGCCUUUCAAAGAAAGAAUAGAUCAGAAAGUAUAUGAAAAGAUUGACCGAAAUGAACCUCCAGAUAAAACAG